AUGAAGAUGCGACCAACAGCCCAUCCCCAAGUACCCGGGGACUCCGACAGGGAUGCCAAUGAUGGUAGGCAGAUACCUCGAGGGGUCAGGGGAGAGAAGAAUCUCCGGGUGGCGGUCUCAAACCAUCAAACGACUUUUGCUAUGCCCAUGGACGCUGAUAAAGAAACUGAUAGGAAGAACGACGAAGAGCAAAUAAUAAAUAAUCAGGUUCAGGCUAAAGUUGAAAUUUUGGUGGAUGAUGUAUCCCAACAGGAAGAAAGACAUUUAUUCAAAUCUACAUAUUAUGCGAUAAUUUCUGCAGCACAGGAAUUAAUUGAAACAUACACUAGAUUACAUGAAACGAAAAACGAUAGAAGGGAUAGUUGUUCGCGUAGUGAAGUUUCCACAGGAGGAAAUUUUACUCAGGAGAACAGGUUAAACAGGGCCAUACAACUUAAUCUCUGUUUGAAUUGUUUACGAAGAGGUCAUACUGCUAAUGAUUGCCGCUUGGGUACGUGUAGGAUCUGUAAGGAAAAACAUAAUACGUUAUUAUGUACGAAUAGAGAUAACAAUAAAACGAAUAAUGUCUCACUUUCACUGUCAGCUCAGUCUACAGGUCAGGUCCUCUUAGGUACAGCCAUGGUUCACGUAGUAAAUCCUAGAAAUAAAAAUACUUACCUUGCUCGUGCUCUACUCGACGCAGGUAGUCAAUCAUCCUUCAUUACAGCAAACCUGAAAGAAAAAAUGGGUUUAAAUAGUACAAAUAAUAAUUCUUGUAUAACAGGAAUAAAUAAUACUACAUCUUAUGUAUCUGAUAUAUGUAAUGUGACACUUAAAUCAUUAGUCACAACCUUUAGUACUCACCUUAAAUGUUUAGUGAUGCCUAAAAUUACUGGUCACUUACCUAACUUUCCUGUGAAUGUUGCGCAGCUUAACUUAACAGAUACAAUUCAGUUAGCUGAUCCUAAAUUUUAUCAGCCCUCUGAAAUUGAUAUUCUCAUGUUCUUUAAUAUUAUUUCUUCUCAUCAAAUGCGCCUAGGCACGGGCAUGCCCAUCCUUCAGGAUACGAAGCUUGGAUGGAUAGUGGCCGAUCCUCUUGACGGGCGUAAUUACAUUAAACCUAAAAAAGUAAGCAAUAGGGUACACUGCAACUUCACAAAGCAAAUCAGCGACGAUUUAGCCAAGUUUUGGAUGCUUGAGGAAAUCCAGUCUUCAAAUGUGCCUCUAUCCGUGGAACAUGAGUUUUGUGAAAACCAUUUUCUUGAGAAUACCUCACGACUACCUAACGGUCGAUUCUCAGUCUUAAUGCCUAUGCUAGAAGAUCCUCAUAAGGUGUUAGGUGAUUCAUAUAACAUGGCAGAGAGGCGGUUCUUAAGCUUCGAGAAAAAACUUAAUAAAAAUCCAUGUCUUAAAAAACUAUAUAGCGACUUUAUUCAUGAAUACGAGGCGCUUGGUCACUUAAGUAAUAUAACAAGGCCAGCCUUCGGAUAUUACAUGCCACAUCAUGCAGUCAUUCGAGAGUCAUAUAUGAAUGAGUAUGUAGGUUAUAAUUUAAAUAUACUAAAUGGUCCAUUCAAUGGUUUUAAUGGCGAAAGCGGCUUUUUGUACUAU
This is a messenger RNA of Brenthis ino (lesser marbled fritillary), 1590 nucleotides long. The record is from the annotation of a GenBank genome assembly. NCBI's taxonomy places the organism in Eukaryota, Metazoa, Arthropoda, Insecta, Lepidoptera, Nymphalidae.